Stomoxys calcitrans (stable fly) is the source of this 1786-nucleotide messenger RNA. RefSeq names its product fatty-acid amide hydrolase 2-A. NCBI's taxonomy places the organism in Eukaryota, Metazoa, Arthropoda, Insecta, Diptera, Muscidae. The record is from RefSeq and is a predicted model, not a curated record. The transcript has 7 exons. Bases 58 to 1638 code for a protein of 526 amino acids.
AUGUACUAUUCACUCAGUUUGAUUUAGAAGCUCGAAUGCUAGAAACUUAACAAAACGAUGAGCGCGUUCUUGAGAAUUUUGGCAUUCAUUAUCAAUGCGAUCGCUUGCGUUGUAAAUGAAAUAUUAAAUGUGAUAAUACCGCGACGCAAGCCCACAUAUCCGCCUAUAACAAAUCCAUUGUUGUUGAAAUCGGUUACAGAUUUACUAACAGAUCUGAAAGAAAGAAAGUUGACCUCUGAAAAAAUCGUAACUGCCUAUAUUGAACGCAUUAAGGUGGUCAAUGCCUGCCUUAAUGCCGUCAUUGAAGAUCGUUUUGAGGAGGCUAUCAAAGAGGCUCGUCAUGCAGAUAAUUUGAUUUCCAAGGCCAAAGAUGAAUUUCAAAUGUUGUUGUUAUUCCAUCGUCACCCAUUGCUGGGAAUACCAUUCACCGUGAAAGAAUCCUGUGGUGUUCAAGGUAUGUCACAAUGUGUGGGCAGCGUUGCCAGAAAAAACGAAAAAUGUCCCAAAAAUGGGGAUGUUUUGGAACUACUUAAGACAGCGGGUGCUAUUCCUCUGCUGGUAUCUGCUAAUCCUGAAUUCUGUUUGGCUUUUGAUGGUGAUACACGUGUGGCAGGGAAAUGUUUAAACCCAUACGAUUUAAGACGUUCUUCGGGUGGUUCCUCAAGUGGGGAGGCCUCGCUGAAUGGUGCUGGUGCCACAACAUUUGGUUUAGCCUCUGACAUUAGUGGGUCAAUACGUUUACCAGCCCUAUUUUGUGGAGUCUUUGGACAUAAGCCCACUGGUGGUCUGCUCUCAGUGCGUGGACAUUUUCCCUUUAGUGUUACCGAUAAAGAUUUCCCCUUUUAUCUACAAAUGGGUCCCAUUACUAGAUUUGCACGUGAUAUGCCAAUCUUAUUGCAUAUUAUGGCUGGAGAAAAUGCCAGUAAAUUGAAGUUCGAAGAGGAAGUCAAAUUGGAUGACCUUAAGAUCUACUAUACCUAUUCGAUGGGAAGUUUUUUACAUGUCCCUGCAGAUUUUGAAAUGAAAUUGGCCAUAACGCGAGCCGUUAAAUGUUUUGAAAAAGGUGGCAUCUCUACUGAAGAGGUGAAAAUCCAAGGAUUCAAAAACGCCAUCGAAAUGUGUCUAUCAUCCUUGGCCAACAUUAAGGGCCUACCCAGCAUUAUCACUCAAUCGAUAGAAAACAAACCCAAUAAGGUGGAGCUCAUAAAAGAAAUAACACGAAGUCUGGUGGGUUUAUCGCCCAAUACUUCAAUGCCUCUGUUUGUGGAAUUGAUGAUACAAGUGAAUGCUUUUAUUCCCUCCGAACAAGCCAAAGAAUGGAGAAGUGAAUUGAAAAAUCUACAUGCCGAGUUAACUCGCCUACUUGGCACCAACGGUGUACUGUUUUUACCCACCUACCACAAGACAGCCAAUUUCUUUAAUGGCAGCUCCUUCCUCAACAUUAGUGGGGUGCUCUUUAUGCUACUCUUCAAUGUUUUGGGUUUCCCGGCCACACAUGUGCCCAUGGGCUUGGAUCGCAAAGGAUUGCCUGUGGGCUUUCAAGUGGUGGCUGCUCCCUACAUGGAUAAAUUGUGUUUACAAGUUGCCGCCGAACUGGAAGGAGCAUUUGGAGGAUGGGUUCAACCUCAAGAGUCCUAAAACGAAAUCGUUACAGUCGUUUAUGUUAUGGGGAGUGUGGACAUUAAUCUGAAAUUUUAACUAGUGGAACUGAUUAGAGACUUUUUUGAAUGUUAUUUAUUGAGACUUAAGUUUAGUUAAUAAAUCUACCCGCUAAAUGUUUAUUUAA